Eimeria necatrix is the source of this 2856-nucleotide messenger RNA. RefSeq names its product 30S ribosomal protein S1, putative. The transcript has 5 exons. Gene Ontology annotation, cellular component: nucleoplasm; nucleolus. Lineage: Eukaryota; Apicomplexa; Conoidasida; Eucoccidiorida; Eimeriidae. Bases 1 to 2856 code for a protein of 951 amino acids. The record is from RefSeq and is a predicted model, not a curated record.
AUGCAGAGCCACAAACGGCAGCAGCAGCAGCAGCAGCAGCAGCAGCAGCAGCCAGUGCGCCGUCUCCUUGCUGCUGGGUCUCUUUGCUAUGCAACGCAGCAGCAGCAGCAGCAGCAGCAGCAGCAGCAGCAAGCGGGUGGCACAGCGCUGCGAGCUGCGGGGCCGCCCACGGGGGCCCCCGUGGGGCCCCCCACGGGGGCCCCCCUGGGGCCCCCCAUGGGGGCCCCCCUGGGGCCCUCCUUUGGGGGCCCCCUGGGGGCCCCCGUGCCUCUGUGGGGUUCUGGAGAAGUGGAGGGUUUGGAGUGUAUGUACAGCUGGGUGCAGCAGCAGGUGCAGCAGCAGCAGCCGCCGCAGGACGACGGAGUGCUGCAGCAGCUGCUGGCUGCCAGCAGCAAAAGGGACUUUGUUGCUGCCUUGUGUCUUGCUGCUCGCAGCAGCUACCUGCAGCAGCUGCAGCGGCCAGUGUCUCCUUUUGACUUGAGGCCCUGGCUGCAGCAGGAGCUGCAGCAGGAAGAAGCUCGUUUGGGGGCCCUUUGCCGCCAGCUGCAGCAGCAGCAGCAGCAGCUGCAGCAGCUGCAGCAGCAGCUGCAGCAGCUGCGGCGCCGCGCCGCGGCGCCCGGCGGCGCCACCGCCAGCGCGCAGCAGCAGCAGCAGCAGCAGCAGCAGCAGCUUCUGCAGCAGCAGCAGCAGCUGCAGCAGCAGCUGCAGCAGCUGAGGGACCGAAGGGUGGGCCAUGUGCAGCAAGUGCAGUUUCUGAAGGAAAAGAUUCAUGCUGCAACAGUGCUGCUGCUGCAGCGGCAGCCGCCGCUGCUGCUGCUGCAGCUGCUGCAGGCAGCAGCAAAGAACGCGCAGCAGCCGCCGCACAAGGGCACGGGCCCUGCUGCUGCAGCGGCGGCAGCAGCAGCAGCAGCAGCAGGCAGCGCGCUGGCAGCAGCAGACCCGCUGGCAGCAACUCUAGCAGCAACGGAAGCAGCAGACUUCCCCCUCACUGUCCCUCCUGCUGCAGUGACGCAGCAGCAGCAGCAGCAGCUGCAGCAAUUCAGCUUAGAGCCCCACUGGCUGCUGGGCAAAGGCCUGGGGGCCCUGCUGCGGCCCCGGGGCCUCGGGGGGCCCCCCAGCGAGCUGGCAGCAUUUGCUGCUGCUGGCUGGGCAGCAGACAUGGCCCCGCUGCAGCAGCUGCCGCAGGAGACUGCAGCAGCAGCAGCAGCACGCCGCCUCCAGGCAGCAGCUGUGAGGAUGUUUGCUGCUGCUGACCCCCGCGAGUCCCCGCUGCAGUUCAAGCAGCGCAUGCAGCAGCUGCUGCAGCAGGCGCAGGAGCAGCAGCUGCUGCAGGACCAGCAGCCCGAGCUGCAGCACCUGCUGCUGCAGCAGCAAGCCCUCAAGGCCCAGCUGCCUGUCUCCGUGCGGCAGCUGCUGAGCCGCUACGCCCAUAUGUCUCCGAAGGACUUUUCCCUCAAAGGCUCCAUUGCAGAGAACGCCGAGCUGGUGCAGAGAGCUGUAGGAGAUCUGCAUUCCUUUUUCCACCGGCAGUCGGUUGCUGCUGCUCGUCGCUUGGCGCGGGGCAUCGAGCAGCAGCAGCAGCAGCAGCAGCAGCAGCAGCAGCAGCAGCAAGUGUCCGUCAGCCGCCAGUUCGGGGGCGCUGAGACAGACCCUGUGCAGCUGUGGAUCGACGCAGUCCACGAAGAGCUGCGGAGGAGACAGCAGCAGCAGCAAGAAGAGACACUCGAGACAGCAGUGCAAAUCGCCAAAAGGAGGCUAGCCCAGCUCAGCAGCAGCAGCAGCAGCAGCAGCAGCAGCAAGAGCAAGAGCAGCAGCAGCAGCAGCAGCGGCGGCAGCAGCAGCAGCAGCAGCAGCAGCGGCGGCAGCAGCAGCAGCAGCGGCAGCAGUAGCAGCAGCAGCGGCAGCAGCAGCAGCAGCAGCAGCAGCAGCAGCAGCAGCAGAAAGAGGCGGCGGCGGGGCACGUUUAUGCGUCACCGUUUGCUGCAGCUGAGGGCCAUUAAAGCAGCAAUUGAAGAAGCAGAAGCAAUCCAUGCAACAGAGCAGUACCAGCAGCUGCUGGCAGCAACAGGCGAGGACACAGCAGCAGCAGCAGAGGAGACAGCAGCAGCAGCAGCAGCAGCAGCAGCAGACGGGACGGGAGCAGCAGCAGAGACGAAGACAGCAGCAGCAGAGACGAAGACAGCAGCAGCAGAGGCGGCAGCAGCAGCCGCGCCAGAGGGAACUGCAGCAGCAGCAGCAGCAGCAGCAGCAGAGGCAAAGAGAGCAGCAGCAGAGAAAAAAACAGCAGCAGCAGCAGCAGCAGCAGCAGCAGCAGCAGGAAAGUUGGGGGGGGAGAAGGGAGGCGUUGCUGCUGCAGCAGAUUUGCUGGAGCGUCGGCGGCGAGCUGCUGCAGCAACGAUAGAGCGAGCGGGGGCGGCGCUGGCAGCAGCAGCAGCAGAGCGGCUGGGGCCCGCAGCAGCAGCAGCAGCAGCAGCAGCAGCAGCAGGCUGCUGCGUCUACCCCGGGCUGCUGGUGAAAGGCCAAGUGCAGCGCGUGCUGCAGCAAGCAGCAAUAAUAGACAUCGGAGUGAGCAUGGACGCUUUGCUGCUGGCAGCAGACGUGUGGCUGCCGCUGGAGCGCUGCUGCAGCAGCAGCAGCAGCAGCAGCAGCAGCAGCAGCAGCAGCAGCAGGAACCUGCGGCUGCUGCUGCAGCAAGGAGACACAAUCCACUGCGUCGUCUCCAAAGUCAGCAGCAAAUCGCUCAGAGUCUCUUUGCUGCCGCUGCGCCAAGUUGCUGCUUGGGGCACUUUGAUGCGCGCAGCCCAAACCCGAGAGACUCUCCCCGCCCUCACGCAGCAGAUCAUCCCCGGGCGCUAG